Messenger RNA from Triplophysa rosa, 1406 nucleotides. Its product is annotated as histone H2AX-like. The record is from RefSeq and is a predicted model, not a curated record. The transcript has 4 exons. The coding region runs from base 16 to 804 and encodes 262 amino acids. NCBI's taxonomy places the organism in Eukaryota, Metazoa, Chordata, Actinopteri, Cypriniformes, Nemacheilidae. Gene Ontology annotation, cellular component: nucleosome. Gene Ontology annotation, molecular function: protein heterodimerization activity; structural constituent of chromatin; DNA binding.
GAGAAUCAGCAAGUAAUGAGUGGAAGAGGCAAAACCGGCGGCAAAUCAAGAGCGAAGGCCAAGACUCGGUCUUCCAGAGCGGGUCUUCAGUUUCCCGUUGGCCGUGUUCACAGGCUGCUUCGUAAAGGUAACUACGCUGAACGUGUCGGUGCCGGAGCUCCAGUUUAUCUCGUAGCUGUUCUCGAGUAUCUUACCGCUGAGAUCCUGGAGUUGGCUGGAAACGCUGCUCGGGACAACAAGAAGACUCGUAUCAUUCCUCGCCAUUUACAGCUGGCGGUGCGUAACGACGAGGAGCUGAACAAACUGCUGGGCGGCGUGACCAUCGCUCAGGGUGGUGUAUUGCCCAACAUACAGGCGGUGUUACUGCCCAAGAAGACCGACAAACCCGCCAAAGCCAAAGUAAAAAUAAAAACAGUGCUUUUCGGAAGAGGUAAAACCGGCGGCAAAUCAAGAGCGAAGGCCAAGACUCGGUCAUCCAGAGCGGGUCUUCAGUUUCCCGUUGGCCGUGUUCACAGGCUGCUUCGCAAAGGUAAUUAUGCCCAACGCGUCGGUGCCGGAGCGCCAGUUUACCUCGCCGCUGUUCUCGAGUAUCUCACCGCUGAGAUCCUGGAGUUGGCUGGAAACGCUGCUCGGGACAACAAGAAGAGUCGAAUCAUUCCCCGCCAUUUACAGCUGGCGGUGCGUAACGACGAGGAGCUGAAUAGACUUCUCGGCGGCGUGACCAUCGCUCAGGGUGGCGUGUUGCCCAACAUCCAGGCGGUGUUACUGCCCAAGAAGACCGACAAACCCGCUAAAGCCAAGUGAACGACUUUUUCUCCUGAUUAACUCAAAAGGCUCUUUUAAGAGCCACCCACUUGAACCGAAAGAGAGCGAUUUUAUUCUUAAGUGAAUAAUAGUUAAAGCUAUGGAAACAAACAAUAACUAAAUGUUUGUAACAAAAAAAGAGCUUGUUGCUCAUUCUCACCUUUGCUUACUCCAGCUUCAAUCCUCCUAGUAGCACGGCCUUGUAAACUAACGGUAUUGUUUAGCGUGUUGACAAAAUGUUUAUAUGCUCUCCUACCGGUAAGUCGCUUUGGAUAAAAGAGUCUGCCAAAUGAAUGCAUGUAAAUGUAUAAAAGUAUUGGAAAACCAGAUUCUGUCUUUAAGUGAGAUGAACGUUCACGACUUUGGGUUGGGCAGUGACUGUUCUGGGUGCCUUAAAACUAGUGGUGUCCUUCAUGUUUAUUCGGUUGUUAUUGAGCUCCACAGGAUCGUAAGGGAAAUUAUUACACACUCCCGGCUGUUGCUGUGACAUGACUAACAAUAACACCGAUUUCGAUACCUUUCUGGAGAACAUUUUUGUAUUACAGUUACCCUUAAAUGUCAUUCAUACAAUGACAAGAAACGAAACGAACAACAAAACUACU